CUUCCGAGUCAAAAACUUUUAAGAUCCUCACUGCGCUCCGCCGGCCCUCCUUCCUCUCUGCCUCCUCACCACCGCGGCCGAUAUCGGAUACGAGCCAGCUGACUCGUCUAUGGCAGUGCCGGCGUUCAUGACGGGCAUAUCCAUAUCUCUAUUUAGUGUCUUCAACGCACUCCUGAUAGGCGCCGGAUGCUUUGCCUUGGGGUUCCUCCUCGCCCAAAGGGAGACCAAGGGCUUCUUCCCGUUUUUGUAUAUUUGGACCAAAGACUUAACGAACAGGAAGAGGGCGGUCGACGAAGCUCCCAACGAUCCGAGGAAUUUGAACAGGGUCACGGUGAAGAAGCCGACCCUCGAGAUUGAAAACCUUGCUGAAAUCAUUGAAGACUUCAAAAUGGUUUUGGUUGUUAGAAAUGACUUGAAGAUGGGAAAAGGCAAGAUUGCUGCCCAGUGCAGCCAUGCAACUCUGGGUUUGUAUAAAAAGCUUCUUGCUAGAGCUCCAAAAGCACUAAGCAGAUGGGAAAAUUGUGGACAAGUUAAGGUGGUGCUGAAGAUUGAAAGUGAGAGUGAUCUUCUUGUGCUACAAGGAAGGGCAAAGUCACUGAAUCUACCAAAUCAUAUAACAAUUGAUGCUGGGAGGACCCAAAUUGCACCAAAUUCAAUGACAGUGAUGGCUAUUCUGGGACCCAGCGACCUGGUUGAUGAUGUUACAGGAAGUCUGAAGCUUUUAUGACAUUUUCUACAAUUGGAUGAAUAAUCUUCGGUUUAUUUUUUUAUGAUUAAGUUUCUUCAACCUGAUCCAACAUGCAUGAUCUGAAAGCUCUAAGUCGUUAGAAGCUUAUUCUCAGUGGUCAUGAUCUGAUCUGAUAGUCUCUGAUCUAGAGAAGUCAAACCUGAAGAUUGUUACCUAUUAAAGAAUAGUAUGCCCUAGAGAACAGUAUGUAAUCGACUCUGAGAACCUUAAAUUCUGUAAUUCAGUGUUACUUAUGUAUUUUUAAACUUCAUGAAUUAUUAGUCCGAUUUUGUUGAAAAGAUUUGCAUGCGCCAAAA
This is a messenger RNA of Zingiber officinale, 1044 nucleotides long. Its product is annotated as peptidyl-tRNA hydrolase 2, mitochondrial-like. The transcript is spliced from 7 exons. Gene Ontology annotation, molecular function: peptidyl-tRNA hydrolase activity. Bases 110 to 727 code for a protein of 205 amino acids. The record is from RefSeq and is a predicted model, not a curated record. Lineage: Eukaryota; Viridiplantae; Streptophyta; Magnoliopsida; Zingiberales; Zingiberaceae. Gene Ontology annotation, cellular component: cytosol; mitochondrion.